AUGCCAAUCAGACCUGUACACACUCUGGUGCUGUGUGGCAACCAUUACUUGGAGUACAAGCAGCUGGAGGAGGACAAUCAACAGCAAGCCAGAAAGAAGACAAAUGAUUUCUCGCAAAAUAUUUUCAGCUGCAAAUCCUGCAUCUGGCUGUGUGGCAGCCAUUACUUGGAGUACAAGCAGCUGGAGGAGGACAAUCAACAGCAAGCCAGAAAGAAGACAAAUGAUUUCUCGCAAAAUAUUUUCAGCUGCAAAUCCUGCAUCUGGCUGUGUGGCAGCCAUUACUUGGAGUACAAGCAGCUGGAGGAGGACAAUCAACAGCAAGCCAGAAAGAAGACAAAUGAUUUCUCGCAAAAUAUUUUCAGCUGCAAAUCCUGCAUCUGGCUGUGUGGCAGCCAUUACUUGGAGUACAAGCAGCUGGAGGAGGACAAUCAACAGCAAGCCAGAAAGAAGACAAAUGAUUUCUCGCAAAAUAUUUUCAGCUGCAAAUCCUGCAUCUGGCUGUGUGGCAGCCAUUACUUGGAGUACAAGCAGCUGGAGGAGGACAAUCAACAGCAAGCCAGAAAGAAGACAAAUGAUUUCUCGCAAAAUAUUUUCAGCUGCAAAUCCUGCAUCUGGCUGUGUGGCAGCCAUUACUUGGAGUACAAGCAGCUGGAGGAGGACAAUCAACAGCAAGCCAGAAAGAAGACAAAUGAUUUCUCGCAAAAUAUUUUCAGCUGCAAAUCCUGCAUCUGGCUGUGUGGCAGCCAUUACUUGGAGUACAAGCAGCUGGAGGAGGACAAUCAACAGCAAGCAGAAAGAAGACAAAUGAUUUCUCGCAAAAUAUUUUCAGCUGCAAAUCCUGCAUCUGGUGAGUUCUUCAUUGUCGCUUCUUUUCCUGACGUCUUCAGUCAGUUUUGA
Molecule: messenger RNA, 897 nt
Organism: Sycon ciliatum
Lineage: Eukaryota; Metazoa; Porifera; Calcarea; Leucosolenida; Sycettidae
Exons: 8
Coding region: 1-897 (298 amino acids)
Source: RefSeq, a predicted model, not a curated record